AUGGUGGUAUUGGCUUUCCUGGCCACAAAACCAGGCAACCGAGUGAAGAAAUGGCUGGGAAAGAGCUUGGCCAACUCCAUCAUCCUUUCUUGUUCUGUUGUCCAAAUGAUCAUCUGCUCCACCUGGCUAGGAGUUUCUCCCCCCUUUCCUGACUCUGACUUCCACUCUCAGAUUGGAGAGAUCAUCCUGCAAUGCAACGAAGGGACCGUUGUCAUGUUCUAUAUCACCUUUGGCUACAUGGGCUUCCUGGCUGCCAUCUGCUUCACGGUGGCUUUUCUAGCCAGGAAUCUCCCUGGGGCUUUUAACGAAGCCAAGCUGAUCACCUUCAGCAUGCUGGUCUUCUGCAGUGUCUGGUUGACUUUUGUGCCCACCUACCUAAGCACCAAAGGAAAAUACAUGGUGGCUGUUCAGAUCUUCUCCAUCUUGGCUUCCAGUGCUGGUCUCCUGGGCUGCAUCUUCAUCCCCAAGUGCUACAUCAUCAUUCUGAGGCCAGACUUGAAUACAAGGGAGCAGCUUACAACUAAACGAAAUGUUAAAAUGUAAAAUGUAAGAAUUUUGACCCUCAAUACUUUCCAACAGGUCAAGCCUAUAAAAAGUCCCAAGCUGUUUUGCA
Messenger RNA from Pantherophis guttatus, 613 nucleotides. NCBI's taxonomy places the organism in Eukaryota, Metazoa, Chordata, Lepidosauria, Squamata, Colubridae. The record is from RefSeq and is a predicted model, not a curated record.